AGCGAGUUGGACCUUGGACAUUCUCUCUCUGAUCUCUGAUCUUUGCAAAGUUGCCAUCCUCUCGAUCGCUGAUGAAACCAUCUCAACGUCCACACAUCUGACCAUACACUUCAAAUCAAAUCUACACGACGCAAUCAUGGCAGAAGAAAUCUCUCAGGGCGCCGUUCACAACCUCUACUACAGCGACCCCGCUCCGGAGAGCGGCGUGUUCCAGCCGACCUUGCAGGCGUUGAGCGUCAAGAGGAUCCAGACACCCGCUGGUAACACGACCGAGCGAUACAGGGUCAUCUUGUCGGACGGGCAACAUUACCUACAAUCGAUGCUCGCCACCCAGCUCAACCCCCUGAUCGAGUCGAAACAGAUCGACAAGAACAGUCUUCUCAAACUGACUGGGUACUCGAUGAACUAUGUGCAAGGUCGAAGACUGUUGAUCCUCCUCGCGGCUGAUAUCGUUCAAGCUCAGGUAGAUCAAAAGUUCGGUAACCCUUCCGCUAUCGACAAUCUUGGUGCACCGGGCGCCAACAACAACUCGCCGGCUGGAGGGUCCGCCCCGAAAGCGGAGAACAGCAACAAUACGAAACCUGCUGUACAGGAGACCAAGCCUGCACAGACGGGUCCUGCUCGAGGUGGAGCGGCGGGUGCGAGGGGAGGUCGAGGAGGAGCUGCCGGACGAGGUGGAGCAGGUGGAGCGGGUGCGUCGAGAGGUGGUGGGGGUGGAGCGCCGAUGGGGCCGUUGUACCCUAUCGAAGGGUUGAGUCCUUACCAGAACAAGUGGACGAUCAAGGCUCGGGUGACUCAGAAGUCGGAUAUCAAGCAUUGGUCGAAUCAACGUGGAGAGGGUAAACUGUUCAGCGUUACCUUGAUGGACGAGACGGCCGAGAUCAAAGCUACCGGGUUCAACGAGGCCGUCGACAACUUCUACGAAAAGCUGCAAGAAGGAAAAGUCUACUAUGUCUCGAGGGCCAGGGUGAAUAUCGCCAAGAAGCAGUUUAGCAACAUCAACAACGAGUACGAGAUCAUGUUUGAGAACAACACCGAGAUCGAGCCGUGUGAUGAUGACAACGUGCCGCAAGUACAAUACAAGUUUGUGCCCAUCUCGGAGAUUGCCAAUGUCGAGAAAGACCAGACCGUCGAUAUCCUCGCCGUGGUCAAAGAGGUCGGGGAACUCGGUUCAAUCACCUCGAAAGCGACUCAGAAGCCGUUUGCGAAGCGAGAUUUGACGCUGGUUGACCAGUCGCAACAUAGCAUCCGACUGACUCUGUGGGGAAAACAAGCCGAGAACUUCAAGGGGGAUGAGCAACCGGUCAUCGCUGCCAAGGGGGUCAAGGUUGGCGAUUUCGGAGGUCGAUCCUUGUCCAUGUUCAGUUCGAGCACCAUGUCUUUGCACCCUGACAUUGACCAGGCUCACGCAUUGAAGGGAUGGUUCGACGCCGAAGGCAUGAGUGUGCAGUACCAGACUUACUCAAACUCUGGCAUGGGAGGUGGAGCUGGAGGGGCUCAAGCGAUCCGACCGGACGAGAUCAAGACGAUCGGGCAGGUCAAGGACGACAACAUCGGCACAUCGGACAAGACCGAGUACUUUUCGACGAGGGCCACCAUCAACUUUGUCAAGCACGAGACGUUUAGUUACCCGGCUUGUCCGACUGAAGGGUGCAACAAGAAGGUCGUGGAAGAGGGCGAUGGGUGGAGGUGCGAGAAGUGUGAUCGAACUUACCCGGCGCCUCUGCAUCGUUACAUCCUGAGCUUGAGUAUCAUGGACCACUCGGGACAUAUCUGGGUCACGGCUUUCAACGACGUUGGCGAGCAGCUACUGGGGAAGACCGCCAACGAGCUAAUCGAGCUGAAGGACAUGGACGAAGCUGCCUUCUCUGCUGCGUUCACCAAGGCUCAAGCGAGGUCGCUUACCUUCAGCUGUUCAGCUCGACAAGAUACCUUCAACGACCAAACCCGUGUUCGAUAUAGCAUCCGACGAGCCAUCCCGAUCGAUUACAAGACGGAGGCGAUGAAUCUCGCCAAGUUGAUCGAGGCCAUGUGAGCGGGCCAUCCGAGACAGGGGAUUGGGAUGUUUUGCGGAUCUGCAAGAGAUAACACUAUAGUCGGUUCUCCAUCUUGUAUACAUGUAGGUAAAUAUGUAUUGGCUAUGUCUUUGACUUCAAGGCGUCGCAGGGCUGGGAAUGGUCUUGCGACUGUUCUCGAAGGUAUGAAUCAGAUGUGCAGGGA
This is a messenger RNA of Filobasidium floriforme, 2220 nucleotides long. RefSeq lists its product as uncharacterized. The record is from RefSeq and is a predicted model, not a curated record. The transcript has 13 exons. NCBI's taxonomy places the organism in Eukaryota, Fungi, Basidiomycota, Tremellomycetes, Filobasidiales, Filobasidiaceae. The coding region runs from base 137 to 2035 and encodes 632 amino acids. Gene Ontology annotation, cellular component: DNA replication factor A complex; nucleus. Gene Ontology annotation, molecular function: single-stranded telomeric DNA binding; damaged DNA binding. Gene Ontology annotation, biological process: DNA replication; telomere maintenance via telomerase; meiotic cell cycle.